This is a messenger RNA of Scatophagus argus, 1898 nucleotides long. RefSeq lists its product as uncharacterized. The record is from RefSeq and is a predicted model, not a curated record. Gene Ontology annotation, biological process: proteolysis. The transcript has 12 exons. Lineage: Eukaryota; Metazoa; Chordata; Actinopteri; Scatophagidae. Gene Ontology annotation, molecular function: cysteine-type peptidase activity. The coding region runs from base 803 to 1492 and encodes 229 amino acids.
UUUCUAUCUUGUCUUAUAUUUUGUACAACCACUUUGUAACAUGGUUUUGACAAGCUUAUAAAUAUUUAUUAUGCCAUUCAAUCUUAAGGUGACCUUGGAAGGCAUGGAACUGGACCGUGUUACACAGAGUACACCAAAAAAUUUAAUGUUCUGAAAAACAAGAAAAGUCAGAACAUCACAGAGGACAACAAAACUCAAGGAAUAAUGGAAAAGAGCCAGUGGGACCUGAAACACAUACGUUUCCGGGCAGGCAGACUCACCAGACUUGAUGAUUUUGUUGUCCAGUAUCAAGUCACCCACACUGCUCUGCUGAGGGAGUUUGAAGACACCAGAAGAGUUUUUCAAAGAAAGACAUUCAGGGUGGACAAAGAAAAAUGGAAGGAACGGCAGCAGAAAAAGCGUGGGAGAUAUGUAACUUCCAUUCGGAAGCCAUUCCCCUUUAAAAGAUCCACCAAGGUUGGUACACCCCUCAAAGUCAACCUGGCCAACAAUGAUGACACAACUGUCCUGGCAAUGGAGAGAGCCUGCCCAAAAACACUGUCUGAGGAAGAAACAUCAACCUCAAGUGUUCCACGGAAGAGGGUUCAGAAGAGGCCUUACCAGCAAGCUUUUGAACCUCCCGAAGAACAGCUCUCCUCCCUGUGGAAGAAGAAAGACACAGAAGUUGUGGUUUCUGUGCUGCCCGCCCAGACAAGAGGAAACAGUGUGAUCAUCCACCACAGUGAGCUCUGCGCACUUCGACCUCACCGAUGGCUGACAGAUAAUUGAAGGCCUUUUACACAUUGCUGUAAACCAGCUAGAGAUGGCAAAUACCAUCUACAUUCUUAACCACUACACAGCAGGUGUGAUUCUCUUUGGUGACAGAGCGCAGCUGUGCCGGCACAGCUUGUCCAAGGUGAACUUUGAGAAUUACAAGGCAGUUGUGUCCUUUGUAAACCUUAACAACGUGCACUGGAAGUUUCUGUACAUCAAUGCAGUCAACCAAACAGUGUUUCUGGUGGAUCCAGCACCCAGUUCCACAGAGGAGGAGGAUUCAACACUGGCAGCAAAAAGAAUCUGUGACUACCUGAAAAUGAGGAGAACCUGCCAUGGAAAAACAGAGUGGGUGGACAUCAAAUGGAAAGGAGGAGUUCUGACCCAUCCUGUUCAGCGGGACAGCACUAGCUGUGGGGUCAUUGUCACCUUGAUGGCAAGGGCAGUGAUUGAAGCCUUCCCAGCGAUGCCUGUAAUGACAUUUGGAACAUCCAGAAAGGAAAUGGCUAAUGAGAGAGAAAGGCUGGCUCAACAGAUACUGAAAGCAUCAGUGUUUAAUAUGGCUGAUAACUGUGCCAUGUGCUCCUUGGCAAAGCCUCCUGGACCUGGACCCCAUUUAACGAAAUGGAUACAAUGUGACUCGUGUGAGAGAUGGUUCCACGAACAGUGUCUAGGCAUGGACACAGAGGAGUUGGAAAAAGCCCGGGCAGAAACCUGGAAUUGCUGCUUGUGUCCUUAAAAUCUUUCUCAUCCUCCAUCGAUCCAUAGAACAUAACUUCAUACAGAAGAGCCCGGACCGUGAUUUGACCCUGGAAACGUCUUGCUUUGAGGCGACACCAUGCCACCCACACCAACUCUCUCUUUAAUUACAAGUGACAGACAUAUUUUGCAUGUUGUAUAUACUAUUUGACAAAUAUAAAGUAUUAAAUUGAACUGCUCAACCUGUAAUUUGUGUCCAUGUAAUAUUUAAGAAUAUUGUUACAGUGUAUUAAAGUAUGUAGGAAAAAACAAUAAUAAUAAAUUUCAAAAUGCAAUGGAGAGGAUCAUAUAUCAUCCACAAGUGAAACAGGAAGUUUUCUUCUUUCUGUCAACCACAAACUAGAGGAACAUCAGCCCUGGUAAAUCAACUUAGAAGAUCUUUACUG